Molecule: messenger RNA, 3930 nt
Organism: Melanotaenia boesemani (Boeseman's rainbowfish)
Lineage: Eukaryota; Metazoa; Chordata; Actinopteri; Atheriniformes; Melanotaeniidae
Gene: ercc5
Product: excision repair cross-complementation group 5
Exons: 15
Coding region: 144-3482 (1112 amino acids)
Biological process (GO): nucleotide-excision repair
Cellular component (GO): nucleus
Molecular function (GO): DNA endonuclease activity; single-stranded DNA binding
Source: RefSeq, a predicted model, not a curated record
UGUACGGACGAAAGUCCAGUUGCGAAAACUUUCCUGUGCUGUUUCUUUGUUGUGCUCUAGGGUUCUCGUUUCAAAUUCCCACUUCAGCUCAGCACAGUGACCUGUGCUGUAGUUUGUGUGAGAGUUGAACUGCUAUUGUUGUCAUGGGAGUGCAUGGACUGUGGAGGCUGCUGGAGAGUACGGGGAAGCCCAUCAACCCCGAGACACUAGAGGGAAAGAUCCUUGCUGUUGACAUCAGUAUUUGGCUGAACCAAGCAGUGAAGGGUGUAAGGGACCGUGAUGGCAACAGUGUCCAGAACGCCCACCUUCUCACUCUUUUCCACCGCAUCUGUAAGCUUCUGUUCUUCCGUAUCAAACCAGUCUUUGUGUUUGAUGGGGACCCCCCAUUACUGAAGAAGCAGACCCUGGCACUGAGGAGACAGAGGAAGGAGGAGUUGACCCGUGAGUCCAAACAGACCAAUGAGAAACUGCUCAAGACAUUCCUGAAGAGACAGGCCAUCAAAGCUGCUCUUGGAGACAGCAGUAAAGAUCCUCUACCCAGCCUCUCGAGCGUGAGGAGAGAUGAGGUGGAUGACAUGUACAUUCUGCCUGCCCUUCCGCCUGCAGAGGAGAAAGAAAGAAGCAGCUCAGAGGAAGAAGAGGAGGAGAAAGAGUGUGAAGAGACGGUUGACAGUUAUGCAUAUCAGGAAGAAAUUUAUGAUGACCCCAACUCAGUGGACAUCAACUCUGAAGACUUUGCCAGCCUGCCUCCUGAGAUGAAACAUGAGAUUCUCAAAGAAAUGAAAGAGUUUUCCAAAAGACGACGGACCAUGUAUCAGAAACCUCCAGAGCGGUCAGGAGACUUUUCACAGUACCAGCUGGCUGGUUUGCUGCAGAGGAAUCGACUGAACCAACGUCUGGAGGGAGUUGAGAAGGAGAUGAGCCAACGCAGUGCUGGCAGCGCGCCACAGCUCGGUCAACAUGAUGAAGAUCAGCAGAGUCACAAUGUCGAGUCAAAUCGAUUGGUUUCAGAAGACCACUCGCACUAUAUUCUUAUCAAAGGGUCAAAAAAGAAAGAGAUUACCCCAGAGAGCCAACCUGCAACUGCACCCUGGUCUGGAAGCUCCUUGUCAGGCUGCAGAAAAAGGAUUAAGGACAGACCAGAGCCGUUGUGGCGACCUGUUGGUGAGAAAGAAGUAUUACAGGCUAUAUCUGAAGAGUCCAAAUCCUCUGUGCCAAAACCACCUAAGGUAGAUGCAGCUCCACCCUCACCUCGCACACUCAAGGCAAUCCAGGCUGCUAUGAACGAUAGCUCAGAUGAGGAGAAGGUGGGCCAGGUUAGAAGCGUGUCUCCACGUACGCUGAUGGCAAUACAACAAGCUUUAACUGAAGAGGAAGAUGGAGCAAGCAGCUCAACUACCAAACUGCAGGCAAGUCUUCAUCAUUCUGUGCCACAAGUGGUUAUCAGCAGCUCAGAGGAGGAAACCCAGCCUUCACCCAAAGACGAAUUAGAUUUUAAGAGCAAUAUGACAGGCCAGAGCCCCCAUACCAAAGAUGGUUUGUUUGUUAGUAGUUCUGAAGAUGAGAUGGAGGAAAUGAUUGGCCAGAGAAAUAGAGCACUUCGAUUUGCGGCACUGCAGCAAAAUCCCAAGACAAAUGUGGAGUCAGAAGAGUGGCACGCGAGUCAAAAAAAGAAAAAAAAGCUAGAGGAUGGAGAAUCAGAGGAAAAACCACAGGUUGCUGCAUCCAAUCAGAACACAUUACCCAUCGAUCUCUCUCCUCCACCAUGUGGAAAACCCACCAGCACAGUAACCAGGGUUCAUCCUACAUUGUUAGAGCAGAGGAAGAACAAGCUCACUGAAGCUUUGGAAGAGAUAAGUGGAGAUCAUGUGAAGUCACAAAGCAGCGAGGAAAGCGAGUCAGAAGAGAGCUUUAUCGAGGUGUCAGAGGAAGAAAUCAAAGAAGAGGAUGCUGAUGAUUCAGUUGUAAUGACUGAAGAGAAAAGUCCCUCAGGGGAGGCCCAUAAAGAUGGGAUGAAGAAGGAAGAAGAUUCAGAAGGAAGUUUGACAAACUCCCCCAGCCAACCAGCUACUGCUCUGAAUUCAAAGGAAGAAGAGGAAGCAGACCGUCAAAAUGAAGAGAACGAAGUGAAGGAGGGGACAGACACAGAAUCCAGAUCAACACCAGCAGUCAAUGAAUGGGACCACCUUGACAUGGAUGACCUGGAGGCUCUGGAGAGCUCCUUACAGAUGGAGCAGAGCAAUCUGAGGGAGCAGAAACAGCAGCAAGAGAGAAUGGCGAACACAGUCACUGGGCAGAUGUACCUGGAAAGUCAGGAGAUGCUGCGGCUGUUUGGGGUGCCAUUUCUGGUUGCUCCAAUGGAGGCCGAAGCUCAGUGUGCAGCACUGGAUCGUGCCGAUCAGACUCAUGGGACCAUCACAGAUGACUCAGAUGUUUGGCUGUUUGGAGGACGCCACGUUUACAAGAACUUCUUCAGCCAGAACAAAUAUGUCGAGCACUACCAGUACAGUGACCUACAGAAUCAGCUGGGUCUGGACAGGACUAAAAUGAUAAAUCUAGCUUAUCUGCUUGGAAGCGACUACACAGAGGGCAUGCCUGGAGUUGGAUAUGUGACUGGCAUGGAGAUACUGAAUGAGUUUCCAGGGCCAGGGAUGGAACCAUUAAUACAACUGAAUCAGUGGUGGUCUGAGGCUCAGGAGAAAAAGCGUCUGGUGGCUGAUCCUCGGGAUACGAAGGUGAAGAAGAAACUCAGGGAUAUGAAACUGCAGCCUGGCUUCCCAAACCCUGCUGUUGCUCAGGCUUACUGGCACCCUGCUGUUGAUCAGUCAGACGGCUCAUUCAGCUGGGGGCGCCCACAAAUUGACAUGAUCAAAGAAUUCUGUCUGAGUCGUUUUGGCUGGAACAGUCGGAAGACAGAAGAAACUCUUCAGCCUGUGAUUAAGCAGCUAAACAGCCAACAGACGCAGCUCCGCAUUGACUCAUUCUUUCGCAUGGAGCAACAAGAUAAGCAUUCGAUCCGUAGCCAGCGACUCCGACGAGCAGUUACCUGCUUAAAGAGGAAGGAGACAGGAGGAGGAGGAGAUGGAGACAGUGAGGAGGAAAUGCCUUCCCCCUCCAAAUCUAAGAAAGAAAGUCUGAAGAACAGAGAGGGACAGAAGGAAGAGGGGCAGUCUGCAGUAGCUGGAGGAUUCCUAGGUUCAGAGAGGAUUGGUGAAUCUCCUCUUGCAUCUCUCAAGGAUGUCUGCUGCUCUGUUCAGGACUCCCUCCCAGUAAAGGCUGCUGUUCAUUCUGCUGAAACACUUCCUCAGAGGACCAGGGGAAAAAGCAGCACCAGCAGCUCCGGUGAGGACAGUGAUGGUGGUAGAGGAGUUGCUAUGGUUACCGCCCGAUCAGUGUUCAAAGGCAAUAAACGAGGCCGUGGCAUAAAGGGCACAAGAGGAAGAGGAAGUAUGAGAGGAAAAGAAAGAGGGAAGAAGCUGUGAAUACCUCAAACUUAAAUAAAUUUUAAUGUUAAACAUGUCACGCAAUCUUCCAAAUGUCUCUGAUAUUUGACAUUUAUGGGGUUACCUGAUAAACUGAGCUUUCUCUGUAAUUUAGACCAUGAAUUUUGUAAACAGUGAUUCUGAUGAUAAUAUUGUUUUCCUGUUUUAAAGUAUAUAUGUGAGAGGAACUGUAUUAUUCUGCAUCAAAUCUUUGAGCUACAGAACCAGUCAAAAGUUUGGACACACUUUUCCAUUAAAUCCAAAGGGUAAGUGUGUCCAAACCUUUGACAUUUUGUAUAUUUUUUUCACUUGUCAUUCACUGCAUUAUGUCAACAGUAAAAAUGUGCAAGUUUUCUGCAUUUUACUACUUCAUGCAAACCAACCGACUCUGCCUUAAACACAGUUUGUAUGGCAAACUAUAAAAGAACAUUGAAACAUGUCUGCAUUA